Messenger RNA from Phalaenopsis equestris, 2084 nucleotides. RefSeq lists its product as uncharacterized. Bases 150 to 1367 code for a protein of 405 amino acids. NCBI's taxonomy places the organism in Eukaryota, Viridiplantae, Streptophyta, Magnoliopsida, Asparagales, Orchidaceae. The transcript is spliced from 7 exons. The record is from RefSeq and is a predicted model, not a curated record.
CGUUGAAUUCCAUGAUGACAAAGACCCAACCAAGUUUUUUUUAGCAAGAGGGCCACAAUGCAAAAUACACAACAAGACAACCACACCCUUCUUCCCCAGAUAAAGACAGCUCCUUUGUAGAACAAAUCCCUCCUCAAAAUUCUUCUCAAAUGGCUUCUAGCUACUUCUUCUCCCUACCAAUCAUCACCUUCUUUGUUCUCUUCCUCCUCCCCGUUCCCCCCUCCGCCGCCACUUCGCCGGAGACCAAAUCUCCGCCGGAAAACGAAGAACUCUUCACUCAUCUUCAGAAGCUCACUAAACCUGCCAUCAAAACGAUUCAGAGUCCUGACGGCGAUGUAAUUGAUUGCGUGCCUUCGCACCUUCAGCCGGCGUUUGAUCAUCCGAAGCUGAAGGGGACGAAGCUAUUGGAUUCGCCGGAGAUGCCGGGAGGGGAUGUGUUUUCCGGCGAAGUGGAGGUGGGAGAUGAAGUGCAGAGGUGGAGGAUUUCCGGCGAGGUGUGCCCGGAGGGAACGAUUGCUGUGAGGAGAGCUACGGAGAGUGAUGUUUUGAGGGCGAGUUCGAUUCGGAGCUUUGGGAGGAAGCCGGCGGCUGUGAUCCGGCGAGACUCCACCGGCGGCGGCCAUGAGCAUGCGGUGGGGUAUGCAAAUGGAGACUGGUAUGGAGCAAAGGCAAGCUUAGGGGUGUGGACUCCUGCAGUUUCUACGGCUACAGAGUUUAGCCUGUCACAGAUUUGGGUCAUCUCUGGCUCCUUCAAUGGCGAUUUAAAUACCAUAGAAGCCGGAUGGCAGGUUAACCCUCAGCUAUAUGGCGACAGCUCUCCAAGAUUCUUCACCUAUUGGACGACUGAUUCGUAUCAAGAGACUGGAUGCUACAACCUGCUUUGUUCGGGGUUUGUUCAGACAACAAAUAAAAUUGCAAUUGGUGCUGCAAUAUCUCCUACCUCUAUUUAUGGAAGGGAGCAAUUCGACAUCACUCUAUUAGUGUGGAAGGACCCAAAACAUGGACAUUGGUGGCUGCAAUUCGGAUCUGGGCUUCUGGUGGGCUACUGGCCUUCAAGCCUGUUCAGCCACUUGGCCCAAAGCGCAAAUAUGGUCCAAUUCGGGGGAGAGAUAUUCAACAGCCGCAGCUCGCCGUUCCACACCGCCACCCAAAUGGGCAGCGGCCACUUCGCCGGCGAAGGUUUCCGGCGAUCGGCUUAUUUCCGUAAUUUACAGGUCGUUGAUUCGGGUAACAGUUUGAUUCCUCUGUACAAUCUUCGUGUCUUAGCAGAUCAUCAGACCUGUUACGAUAUUCGUGCUGGAGUUAAUCGUGCAUGGGGUAAUUAUUUUUAUUAUGGAGGGCCUGGAAGAAAUUUGCGUUGCCCUUGAAAAGUUAGUCCAGUUAUAGAGAUAGAGAGAGAAAGAAGAGAGAGAUUUUGAGGCAUUUACAUAUAUACCACACAAUUCAUAUAUAUUUACAUAUCUUACAUUUAAAUUUCUAUAUUUACAUAAAUAUAUACGGAGUAAAGCGCCAAAAAAGACCCAGACUGUUUGCAUGAGAUCUUUUCGUGUCAGAGUUUAUAAAACUAUCAGAAUAGUUAGCAAACUAUUUAAGUUUGGGCUAAAACAGUCUUCAUGAAUGUCUAUUAGAGCUCAAUUUUAAAAUAGCUCGAAUAUUUUAGCACUGCAUGUUACUGGUCAGGAACGAUUUUGACACUUUACUCAAUGUAUAAGAUGUUAAUCAUUUAAGAUGAUACAAUAAAUAUCACUUUCUCUGACUUUAAAAAGUGGGACAUACAUCUUCAUCUAUAUGUUUAUAACAUUGAAGGGUUAUUGAUGUAAAUAUGAGAUUCUAGAGGUUGGAUAUGUAGAUGUAUAAGAAUGGUGUGGAAUGUAUGUAAAUUUUCAUUUUUUUUAUAUUUACUUGAUUUAUUUUUGUUUUGGGUUUUAAUAUUUUUUAUUCAUUGUAAUAUAUGGAAGGAAGAAUUUACUUUUAGAUGAAUUUUUUUGGGUUAAUAGUGUUGGAUAAAUGAGUAAAUGAAGAUAUGUUAUGGGGGGAAUAUGAGAAAUAUGGGAUGGUUGUUUUGUUUUGUGAAAUGAUGAAAA